This is a messenger RNA of Schistocerca cancellata (South American locust), 1333 nucleotides long. RefSeq names its product DNA replication complex GINS protein PSF3 (gene Psf3). Gene Ontology annotation, cellular component: GINS complex. NCBI's taxonomy places the organism in Eukaryota, Metazoa, Arthropoda, Insecta, Orthoptera, Acrididae. Bases 83 to 691 code for a protein of 202 amino acids. Gene Ontology annotation, biological process: mitotic DNA replication initiation. The record is from RefSeq and is a predicted model, not a curated record. The transcript is spliced from 4 exons.
AACGUCAAAGUGGCGGGAAAAUCCCUGUCAUUUUUGUUUGUUGUUAUUCUUCGUUGGGGUGAAUCUGUCAGCUGUUGGAAAAAUGUUUUUCGAAAGAAGUUUCUUCCCGGAUUAUUUUUCGAUAGAUGAUAUAAUGGCAUCACAGGAACGUGUUCCAUGUAAAUUCGAAGUGCAAGUGUUGCGCUUAGGUUUCCUCGAUCAGGGUUCCGAAAGUGAGCAUAUUAAUGCUGGUACUAAUAUGGAACUACCAUAUUGGUUGGCACGUGCCCUUGGCCAUCAAAGACAGAAGAUUGUAUCAGUGGACAUUCCAAAAGUGUAUAAGGAAGCAUACAGGGAAAUUCUCAAGGCAGAUUCUUGUGUAGUAGAUCUCUACAAGUUUGGUGCAUAUUUUUACGAGUUUGGCAUCUACAUAUCACUUCUGGGACACCGUGAGGGUCCAGAAAUAAGGGAAAUUCUUGUAAAGACAUUUCGAGAGCGCCUGCGCCAGGUGACAGACUGGGCACAGAAUAUGGAAGCGGAGCCAGGAAGAAUUCUUCGCCUUGACACUCUCGAGCGAGGUCUGCUCCAUUCGGGGCAGAAAGCUCAUUGUCAACUGGAGGCGUGGCUGACGUCUGGGGCUGGAGGCCUUGUUGCCUCGACAAUGGUUGUGCAGCACAAGAAAAGACGCCUUGCGAUGGAGAACCAGAUAUAGAAGACUGUUUCCGUCAUCACACUAGUAUGUUGUAGCAUCAGCUGGAGGGGGGGGGGGGGGAGGCUCCCAAUAUCCUUAGUUGUGUAUUACUCCUUGUACUAUGUUGUCCAUGUAAAUAAAACCAAUAUUUAAUUAGUAAUUGAUUAAGGUAAGAAAACAAAAACUAGAGAUGGAUGUGCAACUUUUUAGCUAUUUUUAGACAAAAUAACUUCUUAGUGUUAGUUAAUGUAAGUAUUUGAGCAGUUCUUACAUUCGUAAACUGUGAUAUGUAAUCUAAAUUGGCUGUCAUAAAUUUAAAUAGUUUUGGUCAUCAACUGUGCAUCGUUUUGGAUGGUGCAAUUGUACAGUCAAACGUCAUUUUAAGCUUAAUGUAUGUACUUUCAUCACUGCACCUGCCUGAAAAGAAGACAUCUGUUGAAAGCUAAGGUACAUAUCCGUGCCUCAUCAGAAUUUUUUCAGCAGAUUAUUUAAAUUCUGUUAUUUUCAAAUGGAGAAUUAGGAUACCUUAUUUUAGUGUUACUGCUCACUUUCUUCACUUUUAUAUUGUUGCCAUGAAUGGGCAUGUUGUAAACAUGUACUGUAUUACUGUCUACUGUUAGCAUUUAAAACCAACUGAGCUAUAAUAAGUUGUUGUUUUUUUUU